Messenger RNA from Suncus etruscus (white-toothed pygmy shrew), 1044 nucleotides. RefSeq names its product leucine rich repeat containing 69 (gene LRRC69). The record is from RefSeq and is a predicted model, not a curated record. The coding region runs from base 1 to 1044 and encodes 347 amino acids. The transcript is spliced from 8 exons. Lineage: Eukaryota; Metazoa; Chordata; Mammalia; Eulipotyphla; Soricidae. Gene Ontology annotation, molecular function: protein binding.
AUGGCUGAAAAGUUGCUACUAAGAGCUUUGAAGGGUGGUGGAAAUACUAAGAUUGUCACCUUGAAUGGAAAGAGGUUGACAAAGAUGCCAGCAGGAUUGGAAUAUUUGACUGGCCUGAGGAAGUUGGACCUUCAGAACAACCUCAUCUCCCAUAUAAGUGAAGAGAUAAAAUACCUAACCCAGCUGACAACAUUAAAUUUGGGGAAUAACCAUUUAAAAGAAGUUCCAGCAGAACUGAAAUACCUUACUUUCCUGAGGCAGCUCCAUUUAUUUGAAAAUAAUAUUCAUACAUUUGUGGCUGAAGCGUGUGAUGGCUUAGAAAACGUGAUCCUGCUUAAUUUGAACAACAACCAGCUUACGCAGAUUCCUGAAACAUUCCAAAGAUUAUCCAAGCUUAAAUUUUUGAGCAUAAAUCGUAACAAACUGACCAGUAUUCCUAAAGAACUUUGUUUCCUGAAGAAUCUAUCUGAACUUCAACUUAACUACAAUAAGCUAACUCGUCUACCUGAAGAGAUUAAACACUUGAAAAAACUCCAAAAGCUGCUUCUGGUCAGGAACUCUCUUGAAGCUUUACCAGAGGGACUUUGUGAUCUCAAAAACUUAAGAAUUCUAGACAUAGCUGGAAAUUUUAUCCAGAUUUUUCCACAUGGGUUUCAGAAUAUUAAUCUGAAGGAAUUCUAUUGUGAGGGGAAUCCAUUGUUUUUGAAGCAACCAUUUAAAGCCACACAAGAGAUUUAUGUCUGGAGCCUACAGGAAAUAGCAGCAAGAUUUAUAACAUAUCAACUAGCGGUAAAAAAUGAUUUUUUAAUGCAAGCAAUAAAAUGGUACCCACAGAUCAAGGACUUGAUUUCUCAAGCAAGAACAUGUACAAUCUGUGGAAAGUCAUUUUUAACAACAUGGCUGGAAUGUGUUGAAUUUGUUCCUCCUAAUAAGAACUGGAAGACAAGUGGAAAUCUUCAUCUAGUACCUCUUCGAGUCUUAAUUUGUUCUUACAAGUGUUUUGGUCUACGGAACAAAAAUGUCUUUGGGAUUGCUAAAGUAUAG